This is a messenger RNA of Oncorhynchus kisutch (coho salmon), 3506 nucleotides long. RefSeq names its product C2 calcium-dependent domain-containing protein 4C. The transcript has 3 exons. NCBI's taxonomy places the organism in Eukaryota, Metazoa, Chordata, Actinopteri, Salmoniformes, Salmonidae. The record is from RefSeq and is a predicted model, not a curated record. The coding region runs from base 263 to 1555 and encodes 430 amino acids.
GGGGUCCAUAUAUAACCCAGAGGUGAAACUGAAUCAUCAGAGCCCCAACUAUGUGUUUUUGUGCCCAACAGUUAGGUUACUCUGUCUGUGUAAAGUAGGUUAGCUAGGCAACCCAUGUGAGGUGAAUUACGGAAAGUAUUGAGGGGACACGGACAGACGCAUGUGAGGGAAGUUGGAACAUUUUCUGUUUUUAUCCGGAGUUCAGCAGGAGAGCGAGAGUAACACUUCAGCGCAACGCUAGCUUCAGGCCCUGGAGGGAAGCAUGUGGCUCCUGGAGAAGUUCCGUGGCCCUCACAAUGGUCACUCUGCAUCGGCAGGGGACAAGCAGCAGAACCAGACUGGCCCCGUCUCCGUCUAUAACAACAUCAUCACCCCUGAUAAGAUCCCUGACUUCUUCAUCCCCCCCAAACUCAUCUGCUGCCCUUCAGAGGCAGAGUGCCUAACUCCGGAGACCCAGCCCCGCUCUACUCUGUGCCCCUCCGCCUCGGAGCACACCAUCUGCAGCCAAACCCAGGGCAACUGCACCCGGAACCCCCGCAGCCCACGUCUGCUCUCCCGGCUGACUGGGGACACCCGCAGCCUCUUGAGGGCCGCUAACCGCCACGUCAUCCAGAUAGAGAGCGCUGACGACCCGGGGAGCGAGGUAGGGGAGGGGGGAGACCCUAACACCAAUGCAGACCCCCAGUCCCAGACAGCCAUGUCCCUGCCUUACGUCCCCAAAGCCCAGACCUCGUACGGUUUCUCCACGCUGGUGGAGAGCCCCCACACCCGCCGCAAGGAGUCCCUGUUCCACAGCAACCCCAACAGCCCCCACACCUCCCCGGGCUCCCAGAGACGCACCCAGGGUGGGAACCACCUGACCCCCUCCGACCCCAACCCCUACCGCUAUUUCAGCGGGGGUGAGAGCGACACGUGCUCCUCAGCCGAGUCCUCCCCCUUUACCUCCCCUCUCCUCACCCGCUCUGCCUCCCUCCUCCGAUCCAUCACCCAGGAGACGCAGGCCAAGGUGUCUCGUGCCAAGCGUACCCUGGCGCGCCACAGCUCCCUGUCCACAGACGAGUGCAGCUCAGCCGACAACAGCCCCAACCUGACACGCCGCCGCCUGCGCUGCCCUCCCUCCCCCGCCUUCCGCGGACGCAAGGGGACCGGCUCCGGGGGGGCGAGUUCAGACCUCCAGCGUGAGCACUCGGUCAACCUCCACAAGGGCGGCACGCUGAGAAUCAGCAUGCACUACGACGCCGAAACGGCCCGGCUGAGGGUCCGAGUGCUCGCCGCCGAGGACCUGUAUGACAAACAGACGGACGUGAAGAGCAUCAACUGCUGCGUGUCUCUGUACCUGAACCCGGGCAAGCAGCAGAAGCAGAGGAGCACUAUCAUCAAGAACAGCAGGAACCCCGUGUUCAACGAGGACUUCUUCUUUGACGCGGUGCCCGUCACCCAGGUCAAGAGCCUGGCCAUGAAGAUGAAGGUGGUGAACAAGGGGACCAGUCUGAAGAGAGACCUGCUGCUGGGGGAGAGGGAGGUGAUGCUCAGCGACCUGCUGCCAGGCUUCUAGGCACACAAAGAUGCUCCCUCCGCUGGUUAUCUCCCUUAUCACUCUUCACUCGUUUACUCCCAUUUGCCUGAUCUGAUAGGGAAUCAAUUAUGUUGGCCACUAAGUAGAGCUAUUGCUUCACAGUUCAACUACCAUAGGUUAUCUACCACAGUUCACCUACCACAGCACACCUACCACAGCGCAUUUACCACAGCACACCUAACACAGUUCACCUACCACACCACACCACAGCACUCCUACCACAACAUACCUACCACACCACAGCACACCUACUACACCGCACCUACCACAGUACCCCUACCACACCACAGAACCUACCACACCUACCACAGCCCCCUACCACACCACAGCACCCCUACCAUAGCUCACCUACCACAGCUCACCUACCACAGUUCACCUACCACAGUUCACCUACCACAGUUCACCUAACACAGCCCCCUACCACACUACAGCCCCCCUACCAUAGCUCACCUACCACAGUACCCCUACCACACCACAGCACCUACCACACCUAACACAGCCCACUACCACACCACAGCCCCCCUACCAUAGCUCACCUACCACAGUAUCCCUACCACACCACAGCACCUACCACACCUAACACAGCCCCCUACCACACCACAUCACCCCUACCAUAGCUCACCUACCACAGUUCACCUACCACACCACACCACAGCACCUACCACACCUAACACAGCCCACUACCACACCACAGCCCCCCUACCAUAGCUCACCUACCACAGUACCCCUACCACACCACAGCACCUACCACACCUAACACAGCCCCCUACCACACCAUAUCACCCCUACCAUAGCUCACCUACCACAGUUCACCUACCACAGUUCACCUAACACAGCCCCCUACCACACCACAGCCCCCCUACCAUAGCUCACCUACCACAGUACCCCUACCACACCACAGCACCUACCACACCUAACACAGCCCCCUACCACACCACAGCACCCCUACCAUAGCUCACCUACCACAGUUCACCUACCACAGUUCACCUACCAUAGCUUACCUACCACAGUUCACCUACCACAGUUCACCUACCACAGCACACUACAGCCCCCUACCAUAACUCACCUACCACAGUUCACCUACCACAGUUCACCUACCACAGGUCACCUACCAUAGCUCACCUACCACAGUUCACCUACCACAGUUCACCUACCACAGUUCACCUACCAUAGCUCACCUACCACAGGUCACCUACCACAGUUCACCUACCACAGUUCACCUACCAUAGCUCACCUACCACAGUUCACCUACUACCCAGUCAAGUCAGAUCUGUGAAGGGGAUUGAACAAGAACAAAGGGGAGCAGACAACUUGUUGGAAUGAAAUGCGGCCAGGCUGUUUCUUCUGUCUGGAUUGACUGAGAUUGACUGAGAUCAAACCCUGUGGUGGAGCGCUUUAGUGAAAUUGGUCACCUUGGAGACCAGCAUGUAGCAGAUCAGAGUGAGGAGGUGUGUGUGUGUGUGUGUGGGGGGGGGUUCUCCACAUUGUGGGUUUGAUUUCAUUGUACCAUCACAUUAUCUUACCUAUUGACAGCAGUAGUAAAGCUAUGUUUUUCUUGCUACAUCUCCCCUCUUUAUGUUGUAUUGCUGAACUGUCUUUAUUGAUUCACUUGAGGGUAUAUUCAUAUUGUGUUAUUCAGUACAUGUGCAGUAGCUGGGUUCCAUAUCAGAAGUGAGGAAGCUGGAUGAUACUAGUGUGAGUUGUUAACAGUAUAUUUUGUAAUUAUUCUGUACUUUUACCAGAAUGUCAUUUUGCAUGCUCUUUGUUCUUAAACACAUUUAUCAUGAUCAAUGGAAGAUUCCUUAGUUUUAAUUAAGAGCUGUAAAAUCAGAAUCAGUGUUAGAUUGAACAUAUGGAUAUGAUUGAUGUUUGUGUGACACGUUGACUUCUAUCUAUUAAAAAUCUUCUCUUUGCGUUCAGUGAUACUACA